Cercopithifilaria johnstoni is the source of this 1056-nucleotide messenger RNA. Lineage: Eukaryota; Metazoa; Nematoda; Chromadorea; Rhabditida; Onchocercidae. The record is from the annotation of a GenBank genome assembly.
AUGAAUCGAAGAUGCAAUAUACAAGAAGAAAGUUCAUCAUCCAUUCUACACCUUUCCAUUAUUUUGACUGUACGAUUAUUAAUGCAAGGAAAAGAAGUUGGUAGCAUCAUUGGUAAACGUGGUGAGCAUAUUAAAUUAAUUCGUGAUCAGUCUGGUGCAAAAAUUAACAUUUCGGAUGGUUCAUGUCCGGAACGUAUUGUUGCAAUUACGGGUAAUACAAUAACAAUCAAUAAAGCAUUUUUCCUGAUUUGUGCAAAAUUACAGCAGGAUUUACAAGCUCUUCCAAAUAGCAUUCCAAAACCUCCGAUCACAAUGCGUUUGAUUGUGCCUGCAACACAGUGUGGCUGUAUUAUCGGUAAAGGUGGCUCAAAAAUUAAGGAAAUUCGUGAAGCUACAGGUGCAUCAAUACAGGUAGCAAGUGAAAUGCUUCCAAGUUCAACUGAACGUCCGGUUACAAUUUCGGGAAGUGCCGACUCAAUCGUCGAUUGUAUGCAACAUAUAUGUCAAAUUUUAUUAGAAGCACCAGCAAAAGGUAAUACAUUACCUUAUCGCCCAAAACCGACCUUUAAUCCGGCCCUAUUAGCUAGUUCAGCUGCAGCUGCAGCAGCUUCACUAUUACAGCAACGACAGCAACAGCAGCAGCAACAACAACAACAACAGCAGCAGCAAUCUUAUCCAACAUUAAUUAAUCCAUUGGAUCUGGUUAGAGUAACUUCCCCUUAUGUCGCAACUACCCAAUUACUGCCAACUGUGCCUGCAUUGAGCCCUUAUACAGUAUUUGGCAAUAGUUUGUUCACUUCGGUACCCGUAAAAACUGAUAUAAUCGAACAACAGCAACAAGCGAUAAAUACUGCAAUAUCAUGGGAAAAGCAAGUUGAUUUUGCUCAAACACUGAUGAAUUCGCAUUAUGCUGCUGCUAUGGAUUUGGUAGGAAAUAUAUUUCCGAGCCAUACAGCAGCUUUGAUUAAAGCAGCCAAGCAGGAUCAUAUGGCUAGUCCAGCACGCAUUUCACCAAUAUUAUUACAACAGAACACUCGACGGUUCACCCCAUACUAA